AUGCGUGACAUGGGGCGGUCAGACAUCGUUAUCAGUGCCGUUGACGCCCUUGACAUCCACAUUGCCAUGACCAGCAAUGCAUGCGAUAAGUAUCCAGCAAAACAACAUGCGCGGAGAGUAGCAGUGAAGCUCGGUGUCUCGACCGGCCUGGUUUACCUUGCCGGCCAACCUACGGUUAACUGGGGGGAUUCGGACCAACCGCGUCCGUUCCGCCAGCGACGAUACUUUUACUACUUGAGCGGGGUGGACGAGGCGGACUGCUAUGUAACGUACGAUAUCAGGAACGACUUAUUGACGCUCUAUGUUCCCGAUUUCGACCUGCAUCGCGCAGUGUGGAUGGGCCCGACGUUGACAGUGGAAGAGGCACGGGAACGGUAUGAUGUCGAUCAGGUGCGAUACUAUGCUUCGCUUCAGGGCGACGUCCAACGGUGGGUGGACAAGUACAACCAGUCUAGUCCGUUAUAUAUACUGCACGAUACCCAGAGACCACGAGUGUCUUCGAACGAAGUUCGCUUUGAUGACGAAUCUCUGUUACCAGCCAUGGAUGCAACCCGAGGAGUCAAGGAUGAGCAUGAGAUUCGAAUGAUCCGCGAAGCGAACCGGAUAUCCGGGUUAGCACAUCGGAGGGUGCUUGAAAACAUCCAUCGGAUGUCGAAUGAGGCUGAAAUCGAGGGUCUAUUUCUGAACACAUGCAUAUCCCAUAGAGCCAAGAACCAGGCAUAUGAGCUUAUCGCCGGGUCUGGCGAGAACGCGGCCGUCCUUCACUACGUGAAGAACAACGAGCCCCUCCGAGGAAGGCAGCUGGUCUGCCUGGAUGCGGGUGCUGAGUGGAACUGCUACGCCAGUGAUGUAACGCGCACAUUUCCCCUGGGUACAGACUGGCCCAGUGCAGAGGCCCGACACAUCUACCAAUUGGUCGAGGAGAUGCAAGAGGAGUGUAUCAAACGGAUCCAGAAGGGGGUGCGAUUUAUUGAUCUGCAGGUCCUCGCCCACGUGAUCGCGAUUGAAGGGCUGAUGCGACUGGGUAUCCUGAGAGGCGGCUCGGUAGAAGAGAUUCGCGAGUCUGGAGCGUCCACCGUCUUCUUUCCACACGGGCUAGGCCACCAUGUUGGACUCGAGGUCCACGAUGUUUCAGCUAAGGAUCUCCGAGCUUCGGAUGCGGACAGGGAUUACUAUAACUCAGUCCUGACACCAUCCACCAGCCACGGGCCCUGCACCCUUUCCGCUCCCGCGUUAGAGGAAGGAAUGGUGGUCACCGUCGAACCUGGGAUAUACUUUUCGCGGCUCGCGCUUGCGAAUGCCCGGAAACUACCCUAUGCAAAGUACAUCGAUUUCAACGAGGCCGAGAAAUACAUCCCCAUUGGCGGCGUGCGUAUUGAGGACGACAUCUUAGUCACCAGCUCCGGAUAUGAAAACCUGACUACAGCGCCCAAGGGCGAGGCAAUGUUAGAGAUCAUCCGUCGCGGGAUCGACAAUUAG
Aspergillus clavatus NRRL 1 is the source of this 1479-nucleotide messenger RNA. RefSeq names its product aminopeptidase P family protein. The transcript is spliced from 2 exons. Bases 1 to 1479 code for a protein of 492 amino acids. Gene Ontology annotation, molecular function: metalloaminopeptidase activity; manganese ion binding. Lineage: Eukaryota; Fungi; Ascomycota; Eurotiomycetes; Eurotiales; Aspergillaceae. The record is from RefSeq and is a predicted model, not a curated record.